Messenger RNA from Coniosporium apollinis CBS 100218, 9657 nucleotides. RefSeq lists its product as uncharacterized. The record is from RefSeq and is a predicted model, not a curated record. Lineage: Eukaryota; Fungi; Ascomycota; Dothideomycetes. The transcript has 5 exons. Bases 1 to 9657 code for a protein of 3218 amino acids.
AUGGCUGAACUACUAGAGUCGCUCUUCAACCACGUCGCACUACCGUCGCGGCUCCCAGGCAAACAAGACACUAGAAUUGAGCAGAUCGAGCAGGCGUUGACCGAUCGCAUUUCGGAGGCGAGUCGAGCGCUGGGACACCUCACGAACGAGAAAUUCAGAGACCAAUGGAGCUGCCUUCGCCGCUCGCUCCAAGCCUGCAAAACUGUCAACGCGGGCGGCAAAGUGAGCAAGACCUCACUUCUGACUGAACUGCGAGGCCUUGAACGUAACGAUUUUCUCAUCGUACAUGUCACGGAACAGAAUGCGGGUCUGCUCGUCAGACGGGACACUGGUGCCCAGGGUGAGAUUGUCGUGUUCGAGGCGUUCGAAGCGUCUCCACUAUCGGACAGUGUUCUUGCCUCAGAGACCGCCUUGCAAUGGGACUUUCCAGGAUGUGCAGUCGCCGUUCCUCUCUCGGAGUUUAUGGACUCCUCCUUCCAGGACAGUCUUGCUACCUUCUUGGAGCAAGCGAGUACGGAAUCGAUCAAACGCUUUGCAGCCCGCACCAACAAGGCUGGGUCCUCCAUCUUCGAAAGUCGCGGCACUGCCGAUCCGUCUCUCAUUACGCAAAUGCUGAUAACCUUGCUCGAGGUCAAUGGCUACCCGUUGUCCCCCACCCUACUGCGGAAACGCGUCCGGGAUGAUGUUUGCUGGACGGAUGGAGCCGAGAAGCCAUGGCGGAGAUGCCCCUUCUGGCUGGUGCUACGCGUUGGCAUCCAGAGGCAUCUUUGUACACAGCUUGGUGAAGUGGGGCGAGUGCUCUACAAGUUCCUGAUCUGCCUUGUGCUUGCACAUCUACUGGAUGACGCCUUGGGUCAUCUUACUCCCGAAUCGCUGACCUUUCUCAAGUCUAAGCUUUGUCGCCGCCUUGUCAAACUCGAAGUCGACAAGGACAGGGCUUCACCGUCUAGCCGCACUGUUUACGAUCACAUGUUCACGAUUCUCAGGCCUGUCUUCAGCAAAACAGUACAAAACGCAACAGAGCGUAUUGGAGCAUUAUGGAGUGAUUGCAAGAAGGCUAUGCGGAGGCCGAUUCUUCCUAUUCCAUACCGUGCAGACCAACGUGAUCUGUAUUUGACACUUCCCAACAGUGGGAGCUACCUACAACAGAUUCUGACAACCCCUUUGUAUGGCCCCAGCGGCCCCGCACGCGUCUUUCAGUCACCGAACACUCUUAGAGGGUUUGCCCACCGCUAUUUUGCACUUUCCGAGCUGGAAGAGGACUUGGAGCGUAGCCGUACAGCCAUUGAAGGGGUGGAGACUUCCAGCCAUGAUCAGUGCAUCCGCCUUGCCAGGCAAAUAGACACGUACCUCAACACUGUUGCGGACGCCUACGAUACAAAUCCGGAGCAAAAGAGCGUUAUGCUGCUGACGGUUAUGGAGCUUUGGGUGAUGAUGGAUGAAUGCGCCGUAAAGAGCUUUAAGUUGUUGGAAAGCUACAACCCAGGCUUUCCGCCCGAGAUCUUGGAUGUCCUGCAGUUGUCGCAGCUUCAGGAUCUGAUACGGUUACAGAAGAUACAAAUGCAUCUCCAGGAGCGGCGUAAGAAGUGCCAACAUACUCGGUGCACGAUCUUCGAUGACCCGAUCAAGGGGUGCUUCGCGGAACGGUUCUUUGAUGAGUCAGACAAGCUUCAGCGACUUCAGCAACGCAUUGAGACUGCGGCUGAACUCGCCCGCUCCGUGAAGGAGCAAGAAUGGCAGCAGUUGAGUGCACAGUAUGAGAGACUGGCCAAAGCAAUCGCAGAGAGCUCUUGCAUGUUCACCAUGGACGAAUAUUUACCUUCACGCAACGUUCACGAUGAUAAGCAGUGCACAAAAUGCUUUCUCCAGCGCAAAGCGUGGCGUAUGAGAAUCAAGGUCCAUGAGCAUCCCCUUCCAUCUAACCCCGUUCAUGCAAAAGCGGCGGUGCUCGAGAUCGGAUGUCCCAACUCUUUUGCGGCUUACCGGGAUUCAACAUGGAGGCUCCUAAGUACGCUGGCGCGCCCAAAGGUGAUGGAGUCUUUUGAACCGCGGGUGUUGCUUCGCCAGUAUUCCGAGCUCGAACCAUUCCUGAACAACACAGUCUGUAACGUUUCCCUGGCCUCAACAACGAAAUCCUUCCUGGGGUCGCACUACGCAAGUGUUCGUUUCCCUGUCGGGUUGGACAACGUAUGUCUUCCAAACGGACUGAAACUUGGUUACUUCGAUUCAGUUGCUAAGGUAUGGCCUGCGAGACAAGCGCACAAGCCGACCUUUGCGCACCAUUGCCAGGGAACACUACCAGCAAGCUCACUGUUCUCAUCCCUCCAAUUCUCACCAGACUUCGCGGUAGAUGCGAAUGGACCAUCCUCCUACGAGAUCGUUGCAAGUCAAAGCAAGUGUCCUUUGGGCCUGAAUGUUCAUGAGUUCAUGGCCUACCAAGCACUCUUCUCCGGGAAGCAUCGACGAUGGCCCGCAAUCCUUAUUGAACUCGGCUCAUCGAAUCUCAACUUCAGUACAGAAGCGACAGCUGUGCUUAUGUCCCAAUUAGCACUGCAAGCUGGUCCAGCAGAUCAAGCCGAUCCUCUCCGCGCUGUGCACAAAGUACUCCGGGACGCAGCGUUUUGUAGGAGACUUGUCGAUCAACUUGGUCAACGCCUAGAUGGCAUAUCUUCCAACUGGCGUGAGACGCAUUGCAUGGAGAUGCUAGUUUCUUUGAUCCUCAGACUUGCUUCUCUUGCGACCGAAUCUGCGAUUCUAGAUGCGGCUGUAGGGCUUGUCGAGAAGGCUCGCGCAGUUACCUUACAGUGGAUCGGCCUGUUAAGAGCGGAGAUCCAUACGGCUACAGAUGCCGAAACAUCCAGGAGAUGCUCAAAGUAUGCCUUCUGGGCCGCCUUGCUCUGUAGAAGGACGUUCACUCUGCACACCCAGAAUAACCAGAACCUACCGCCCACGGCUCUUUCCCACUUCAUCGAAUGCUCCAUCACUCUGCAGGACAAUCUCGUUGACAACCCUACAUCAUUACCACGUAGUUUGAGGAAUGCCCUCAUUCGCGACCUGAAGGUGGUCCAUCGAAUGCGCUUCGUCCUUCGCCGAUCUGUGGAAGCCAGCCCAGACAGCCUAAUGGCUGCCAUAAAGAGAGUUUGGCCAGAGCCCGAAGGAAGUCCACCAAGAUCUUCCGAUGAGUUGGAGUUUCUUCCGAACGAAUGGUGGAUACAGACACGAGUUGGCGCUACCCAGCAAAUUGCCCAGCAAACCAUACAUUACCAUUUGCUUGAAGGACAUUUGUUUGUAGAUGGAAGGCCCUUGGGCAAACUGCCAGCAGAGUACAGGAAAUCGAUGGUCUUACACGAGCUUUUUGGAGACCAAACCUUGUUGACAUUCCCCUCCGCACUUCCAGGCAUGACCUACGUGCUAGCCAUAUGCAUGUACGGGCAUCAAAUUCACGUGGGGUUCCGCGACGGCGAACUUAUUGUGAGGGCUCUCGCAAAUGGCACUGUUUUAGAGCUCAUUCCGCGCGAGGUGUUUAUUGGACCAUCUAGUUUCGACUUGCCGGCAUCACUUGUAGAUGACUGUGUACAUUGGCUCGACCUCAGAACAGGGAUCAUGGAGAUCCGGAAGAAGCCUCACAUAUGGACUUACAAAGGCAGCAAUUGGCUUGUCAACGUUCAUACUCGUGAGGGAUUCCGUCGUACUGUCUCCUUGGUGGACCCGCAAAGUCCGGCAUUUCAACGCAUCGCACGUCUCUUCGAUCGGUUUGAGUACCGUAAAUAUUUGACUGUGUUCCAGCCCGCAACACGACGUCUAACCGUUGAGCUACGCCGACUGGAGCUCACUUUCACUGUCAACAGAAAAAAUCUUCUCGAAUCCUCACAGCUUCGCUCAGAGAUUGAUCCCAAUCAAGAUGCGGGAACGUGGUAUGGACUCGACAGCAAGCUCGUCCUUCGAGACACAACCAACCCGGGUCUGCGUAGCAUCAUCGUACCUUUCGGCUCCAUUCGGUACAAACGAAGAGGAAUUCAUGUCGCUGUGGAGGUCAUGAAUGGUGGCAGCUACGGCAGGUUCACAAUUAACGAUGUCCUUGGACGGCUUGACUGUCCCGCUGAGCCCAGACUCUUGUACCUGAAGGCCCAGUUCCAUGCCUACACGUCGUUCAUCCUACCAGAUCCUCUGACAGGCCGUACGGGAACCGAAGAGAGUUUGCAUUGUCUGAAGUCAGGGUACUGCCAGCCGUGGACACCACUCAAGUUUGGUCCAUACCAGAGCCUGAUCUGGAUGGCCAAGCUCACUCCCAAGAGGAUGUAUUAUCCCCGGGAUAUGACAGUCAUGCAGCAAGUGACUUGGGAUGAGCAAUUGACAACCACGAUUCAGCAUGAUAAGUUCAGGCCGAUAGUCGAAGAGAUAUGCAGGAAAUCAGCGCAGUUGUCGAUCUUCGCUGCUCAGAAAGUUGAUGAACUUUCCUCCCUUGAGCGCCCAGGUGAUACGCACCUGUUGGAGCGAGCCUACUUGCGGCGUAGUCUUUACGAGCGGCCAAACUCGGAACUGCAUCACAGCCGACAAACUGGCCCGGAGUUGCCAUACGAUGCGCGAGAUCGGUGCUGGACCAGUCAAGGGCGCCUCAAUGUCUUUGAGAGCACGAGUCUGAUCCGCAAUUGGUCCUCUGAAAUGCCUGCCGUCCCCGACCUUGCCGGAAUCCUUGAGACCUGGCCAACCAUCGGAGGCUAUGAUCGCAGCUUCGAUAAAGUCUUACUGAGUGAUCGUCUCUCUUUGCAACUUGAUCUCGAAUGGGGGUCCUUAGUGAAGCUCUGCUAUGCUGCUGAGCCUAAGGAUAAGUUCAAACUCAUGUUUUUGUUCGCUGCUAUUUCCUUCUGCCUUGACAUUGACAUGGAUCUUGUCCGGACAUUGCUGGCUUUCGCAGUCUUGGAGGAUCUCAAAAAGCUGACGCCUCCAACGUGGCCCUCUUAUAUCCAAUUUCGACGGAAUCAGAUCCCGCACAUCAGCUAUCUUCUUCAGCUAAUGAAGGGCUGUUGCGUUCCGUAUCCUGGUGAUGAGAGGGACACUUUCGAGUUUAGCUUAAGCGCAAAGCAACGGAGGAAGUUCGAGGCGGCCGAACUGACGCAUGAACGGCAGGUGGAGAAUGACUGCAAAGCGAUUGCGCAAUUUCUCUUGGAACAGUGGCCCUGUCCAGAGCCAACACUGGAGGGGUUUUCUGGAGCAGUACUGGUCGACCUCGCCCAGGCCAUGCAGCUUAUUCGUCCGGAGUGGGAGCGCUUGUACCACAACAUGGAGCUUUCAAGGCACAUCCAAGACGUACAGCUUGUCUUGUAUCAACAUCGGUCUGAGAAGAAGUUCGAGCCGCCCAAGAUCAGUGUGGAGACCCAGGAGGUCUUUCCAACACGGUGCCGUGGAGGGGAGUUUCCACUACUCUCCCGAGAUCUCUUACGCAAGACCGGACCUGAUUCGCCUGGAGAAAUGCCGACUCAAUCCACUAGAAAUGAUAGUCCGCAUCUUGAUAAGAACCUUCACCAGGCCCUCACCGAGAUCUCAAACGAUCAACCGCCGCUUAGUUUGCCCGAGCCUGCACGAAAACUGCAGGUAAGGGCCGAUCCGCCUGCCUGCCGUGAGUUCCAAGAGCUGGAAAGCAUCAUCAAUGGGAUAAUGGAUUCCCAGUCCACCGUGCGCCAACAGUACGGGCGAGAUUUGAUGCAGAGUCUAAACACGCUGAAAACACUGAGAAGCACAAAGGAACAGGCCGAGGCAUCAUUUCAACCUACCAUGCUUGCUGCAGAGAUUUUCAAAGUCCGACAAGCGCUCAAUCAGCAAUUUGGUCAGCUUUACACGGCAUUCGAACGAGACGACGCCUGCACCCAGUGGCUGCAACAAGGCGGCUUGUGGCCGUGCAUAACGCCAGUCACGCUGCUUGAGCAACUGCGAUCAACCGCGGGCUGUGUAUUCGGAGACCGCAUGAAGGAAGCACUCGUCGCAUACGCAACAUCCAUCACAGCACUGCAACGUCUUCUAAGACUGAAGGACGCUCAUGAGAAGGGCAAUGCACAGCGCUUGGCAGAGGAACGGAAGAACGUUGGCCAUAGUAAUUGGCAGCCGCGGAACCAUCUAGACUGGCUUCUGCUCGAGAUUGAUGCUAACAUCCUGAUACGGCCAGAACAAGUCGAUGUUGCGCUUGCAACUAUCUCUCCGGCUUCUGAGUCAAACUCGGUCUUGCAGAUGAACAUGGGACAAGGUAAAACGUCUUGCAUAAUGCCGAUGGUUGCUGCAGUCCUAGCAGAUACGAAGCGGCUUCACCGAGUCGUCGUCCCUAAAGCCCUUCUGCUCCAGACAGCUCAAUUGCUGCAAGCUCGGCUCGGAGGUCUACUCGGUCGCGAAGUAAGGCAUGUUCCAUUCUCGCGGAAGACACCCACCGACUCCGACACCAUCAAGGAAUUCUACAACAUCCAUCGCGAGAUGCUCAAAGCUUCCGGUCUCAUGAUAGCCCUUCCGGAACAUAUCUUGUCGUUCAUGUUGAGCGGAUUGCAGAGACUUUCCGAUGGCCGUAUCUCAGAAGCAAACCAGACAAUGAAAGUCUAUGCCUGGAUGAGAAAUACAUGCCGGGACGUACUCGAUGAGUGUGAUGUCACACUCGCCGUGCGAACGCAGCUGAUCUAUCCGUCUGGCUCACAAAUAACGGUAGACGGCCAUCCCCAUCGCUGGCAGAUAGCCGAGGCCUUGCUCGAGCUGGUUGGGGGUCAUCUGUGGAAUCUGCAGACCGAAUUCCCUCAGAGCAUUGAAGUUGUCCGAAAGGAUGGCGGCGGGUUCCCGGUCGUCUUCUUCCUCCGCACAGACGUUGAAGAUGCCCUUGUCGUUCGAUUAGUGAACGACAUAUGCAACGGACAAAUAUCAGUCAUACCCACCAGGGAAUGCACCAAGUCCGACCGUCUUGCCAUCAAGCAGUUCAUUUCAGGUGCGAAAGUCCGACAAGGGAUUGCUGAGCGGAUCAAUCGCAUGUUUCCCGACAAGCCUGCCGCGAAGCAGUCUUUAUAUCUACUCCGAGGCUUACUUGUCCACCGCAUACUGCUGUUGACUCUUAAAAAGCGAUGGAAUGUACAGUACGGCUUACACCCAAACCGAGAUCCUAUUGCCGUCCCGUUUCACGCCAAGGGCGUCCCGUCCGAGCAAGCGGAAUGGGGUCAUCCCGACGUCGCAAUUCUCUUCACAUGCCUCGCCUUCUACUAUGGCGGCCUGCUUGUUGCCCAGUUGCGGCAGAGCCUUGAGCACCUACUGAAGUCUGAUGACCCAUCGAAUGAGUAUGACCGAUGGAUCAAUAGUGCCAAAGCUCUGCCAGGCGCUUUGCAAGAUUGGAAUGCCGUUAACGUUGAUGAUGAAGCUCAACUCAUAGAGAUAUGGAAGCAUGUGCGUUACGACGUAGUUGUUAUUGACUACUUCUUAAACAACUUUGUUUUCCCGAAACACGCCAAACAGUUCCAGAUGAAGCUGCAGGCAUCAGGAUGGGACAUACCACUCCUCCCUCCAGCUGACAAGACACCAUCGAGGCCGCAAACUUCAAAGGGCAGAGGCGGAGGCUCACAAGCCUUAACCACAGGCUUUAGCGGAACGAAUGACAACAGAACGAUGCUACCUUUGACCAUUAGGCAGCAGGAUCUUCCUCGACUCUCCCACACGAACGCAGAGGUAUUGACGUAUCUGCUGAAGAGCCAAAGCCGGCAAUACGUACUCGUCGCAGAUGGUGACGGAAGACGCUUGUCCGAGCUGGAUUUACUCAAGGGAAUCACCAAAAUGGAGAUCCGGAUACUGAUCGAUGCCGGUGCCCAGAUCCUUGAGAUGGACAACUUAAGCCUCGUGAAGGCGUGGCUUGAUGUUUGCUACGAAGCUCCAGCGGCCGUCUUCUUCGACAAUGAGAACAAGGCUAUCGUUCGUUAUCGCCACGGCCUUCACGUUCCUCUACUAGCAUCGCCAUUUGCCGAUAACUUGGACGGUUGUCUGGUCUACCUCGACGAGGCCCACACUCGAGGCACCGACUUGAAGCUGCCAAUGAAUGCCCGCGGCGCUUUGACGCUGGGCCUUGGUCAGACCAAAGACCACACUGUGCAAGCUGCGAUGAGACUACGUCAACUAGCAACUACGCAAUCCGUGUGUUUCUUUGCGCCCCCCGAGGUUCAUCAGAGCAUCCUUGACCUCUGCAAGAAGAAAUCCGGCGAUCCGGUUGAUUCCUACGACGUUAUACGCUGGCUUCUGGAGCAGACAUGCGACGGCAUUGAACAACUUCAGCCUCUGUACUUUUCACAAGGCGCUGAUUUCUGCCGCCGCACGGAAGCCACGUCUGAAAACCCUGACUCCCUUGUUGACAAGGACCAGCGGGACGCAUAUCUCAAUGCCUUGCGACAAGUUGAGAAGCAAACCCUGGAGCAACUGUACAAGCCCAAGACACUGGCAAAGCCUACCAAACGCAUCAAUUCCUCCUCUCCAGGAAUCGCAGCGUAUAUGAAGGAGCUCAACACUCGACGGAAGGCGUUUCAAGAUGCUGGCGGCGCUGUCCACGGCUCAACACUUCAAGAAGUCGAACAAGAGCGGGAGGUUGCUCAUGAGGUCGAGGCCGUUCGUGAGGUGCAGAAGCCAGUUCACUAUUCGGCUUUGUCGUUCCCCGGCCUUCACAGGGACAUCGCCGGUUUCGUACAGACCGGCAGGCUUGCCGCAGGGUUCGCAGGAUAUGAGCAAGCUUUUGUGACGUUGCGACGCACGGCUCUCGGUAUCAAGAAUGGGAUCAAUGGCGGGGCUACCGCUUCGAGGCUGUAUGUGUCGUCGGAGUUCACGAAGACGAUCAAGUUAACACAGCAUCGCCCGAACGAUAAUUUCUUACGCCCAGUCAACUGGAUUCUGUGGAGCUCCGUGACCGAGACCGCCAUCCUUGUCACCCCAGAAGAAGCCGAGCUCAUCAUUCCCCUCGUCUACCAAAACCAGAAGUCACCUACGCAUCUCCUGACGUACUCGGCACCGGUCACGCGAAAGAUGCUCCAUUUCAACAGUCUCGACUACUACGCGAUGCCGGGCCUGCCCGCUGACUGGCAGGCUCCCAUGUGGUUGAAAGUCGAGCUAGGCAUCUUUGCAGGACGUCUCUAUUUCGAGUAUGAUGAGUAUGACGAGCUACGAAAAUUCCUUGGUCUUCACGACGCCGCUGCAUUGCCUGGAGAAACUACAGCCGACGCAGCGGCACCAGCGGAGCUGGAUGGGACGAAUGAGCCGGUUGACGAUGCAGUCGAUGAGAAGGAGACAAAUUCUGCAGCCGGUCAAUUGCAAAGCUUUACGAAUAAACCGCUCAGCUUCCUCCAAGAGUGGUUGGCAGUGCGACGGAAGGGACAGGAGUUUGUCCACACUCCAAUGGGGUACGUGUGCCAGGGGAAGUCGCUGACAGAGAAGCAUCCGUUCUUCUCGAGGGUUACGGAUGAUGGUCCCGCGAGAUCGGCUGCUGUUGUUAUGGCAAGAGAUCAAGGGAAGGAAGUCACAGACACUUGUAGUGUUGAUGAAGAUGAUUCUUUCCAUGAGGAUAUGGACGGUGGCGACGCCGACUGUGAUGAAGGAGAGGAUGAGGAUGUGAUCUUUGAUCAGGAUGAUCCGUACGACAACGGCGACCUUUACGAUGAGGAGUAG